UUCACUACCAUAUAAAUCACAAAUCCAUUCAUCUAAAAAAAGAAAGGCACUGCGUUCCUCAAAAAGAAAGAGAGAAGAGAAGAAAAAAACACAAAAAAAUGGCGUCUUCUCUUCCCAUUGGCAAAAAAAUCUCUAUUUUACUUUCUCUCCUCGUAUGUUUUAUUCCUUUAGGCUUUGCAGUAAUCGAAUACCACAAUGGUCCUCUUCUUAAAGGACAAAUUAACCUCUCUGUAAUAUGGUACGGCAAAAUCCCUCCACAACAGAAAUAUCUCUUCCUCAUUUUCAUCAAAUCACUCGAAGAUAACCCGAAAACCAUCAUAAGCUUCGAACCCCAAGUCUCCAAAUGGUGGAAACAAGUCGAAAGCUAUCAAACAUUAGCCAAAAAGGAAUCAAAUUCCAAAGACACCCCUGGAAUUGAAGUCACUGUUGUUAACGAGGUUGAUGAUCAAAAUUGCUCUCAGGGAGAGAAUUUAUCGAAGGAUUCGAUUCCCCUCCUUAUAAACAAAGCUGCACCGAAUACGGUGGCGGUUAUUUUUAUAGCUAAGGAAGUGGGAUUAGAAGGGUCGUGUUUGGCAUCAGGGAAAUGUUCCAUGCAUGGUUCGUUAGGGAAACAGGUGUAUAUUGUGGUGAAGGACCAAACAAAAGAUUGUCCUGAAAAGUGUGGAUGGCCAUUUUUCAGCAGUGAAUUGAAGAAGAAAGCGGAAUUCAUCAUUAAUCCACCAAAUCAGGACAAAGGUAUCGACCUAGCUAUCAUGCACGCAGCCUCAGCAUUAGCUUCAACCGUGACAAAUCCUUAUGGGAAUGGAUUCUACGUGGGAAACGCCAAGGAACCAAUGGAGAUUGGUAGAAUUUGCAAUAGCGUUUUCGGGACAGGGGCAUUUCCGGGAUUUACAGGCAAGAUUCAUAUAGACCCUCGUACUGCUGGGGGUUUCAAUGCCCAUGGCUUGAACAAUACUAAGCUUUUGCUGCCUGGCCUUUGGAACCCACAAGGUUCAUCUUGCUGGACCAUCAUGUAGUUAACUAAUAUUGUCAUUGCCAACUUUCUUCUUGACCAUUUUCUUCCCUUCUCUUAUGUACUAGUAGUUCUAGGGGAGAUUGUAAAUGGGUUGUUGAGUUAUAAGUACUCAAUAAUCUUAAGUAAUUGUAUCUUAUGUAUAUAUGUAAGUAUAUAGCAGUCAUACGUACUAAUCUCAUUAUCGAGGUAUAAAUAGUCGUAUAGAUUCCAAAUAUCAAAUUGUUGGUUCUGAUCACACAUUUGCCACAGUUAUCGCUACAAGAAAAUUAGUUACUCCCUGA
Molecule: messenger RNA, 1296 nt
Organism: Lycium ferocissimum
Lineage: Eukaryota; Viridiplantae; Streptophyta; Magnoliopsida; Solanales; Solanaceae
Product: protein EXORDIUM-like
Exons: 2
Coding region: 99-1016 (305 amino acids)
Source: RefSeq, a predicted model, not a curated record